Messenger RNA from Prosopis cineraria, 1743 nucleotides. RefSeq names its product zinc finger protein WIP3-like. NCBI's taxonomy places the organism in Eukaryota, Viridiplantae, Streptophyta, Magnoliopsida, Fabales, Fabaceae. The record is from RefSeq and is a predicted model, not a curated record. The transcript is spliced from 2 exons. Gene Ontology annotation, molecular function: DNA-binding transcription factor activity. Gene Ontology annotation, biological process: anatomical structure development; regulation of gene expression. Gene Ontology annotation, cellular component: nucleus. Bases 252 to 1187 code for a protein of 311 amino acids.
UUUAGUCUCCUCUCUCUUUUCUCUUCCCUUAAAAGAAACAAUGGGAGAAAGUAAUGGUUAAUUUUUAAAAAGCCACUGCUUUGGUCGAUAAUUAUAUAUCAAAAGCUUUUUUCUUUUCUUUUCUUUUUUUUUGGGAGGCAAGUGCAGGCUAGCUACCUUUCUCACAUAAAGUCUAAAUAUCGGCUCUUUUGCGAGGAGAGAAUUUCACCAAUCCAAUCCAUAGGAUCAGGGAACUGAUCUGUGUGAAGAACAUGGGUCUGAGAGAUCAGUACUGCAAUGUGCAAGAUAAGACUAAUCCCUACUUUCAUGCUUCUCCAACUUUCAUAGAAUGGCUCAAACCAUCAUCAUCAUCUUCUUCUUCUUCUGAUGAGACUUGUCAAAACGAGGUCGUUCGGGAGACUAUCCAGUUUUUGCCUCCAUCGAAAGAUUUGGAAGUUGGAAGGGAAAAGGAGGUGUUUGGGUCAGUGAAAGAAGAGAAGGUACUGCUGGAGCAAGUGGGGGUGGCUUUGCACAUUGGGUUACCUACCAAUUAUACAGAAUACAGUGAUGGGGCUGAUGUGAAGAAGAAGGUGAUUGAUGUUAAAGAAGAAGAUGAGGAAGAAGAAGAAGAAGGCAUGAUGAUGAUGAAGAGAAGCUUCCAUGGAUUUAACCAGGAGAGAAGGUUCUGGAUACCAACUCCUGCACAGAUCCUUAUUGGGCCGAUGCAGUUUGCUUGCUCCAUAUGCAGCAAGACCUUCAAUAGGUAUAACAACAUGCAGAUGCAUAUGUGGGGGCAUGGGUCCGAAUUUAGGAAAGGACCAGACUCUCUAAGAGGAACACAACCAGCAGCAAUGCUGAGGCUACCAUGUUAUUGCUGUGCUCAUGGCUGCAAGAACAACAUCAACCAUCCGAGAGCUAAGCCACUCAAGGACUUCAGAACCCUGCAGACCCACUACAAGAGAAAGCAUGGCUCCAAACCCUUCAUGUGCAGAAAGUGUGCCAAGACUUUCGCUGUCAAAGGAGAUUGGAGGACUCACGAGAAGAACUGUGGCAAGUUGUGGUAUUGCACUUGUGGUUCAGAUUUCAAGCACAAGAGAUCCCUCAAGGAUCAUAUUAGGUCAUUCGGAAAGGGUCACAAACCCCAUCCUUCUCUUGAAGGUUUUGAGAAGGACUCGGAAGAAGAUGAAGUUGUUACUACUCACACAUAAUCUAACUCAUAGUUUAGGUGUUUGCUGUCAAAUUUACACGUGUUGAAUUUACAUUACAGAAUUUGACAGCAAACACCUAAAGAACUUAAUUUACUUCGAGUCUUUGCCCUUAGUAUUAUUAUUACGAGGCUUGUUCUUAAGCUUGUGCUCAGUAACAAAAAGUUCUCUUGAAUGGAAGUGCUGAGGCGUGACCAUAGGGAUCGGUUUGCUAGGGAGCACUUGUUGGGUGAUGACGAGCAGCUAGCUAGCUAGAAGGAUCGAUAUAUAGAGGUUUGCUUUGUGGUGAUUAUAAUAAGAUGGCCAUUACCUCUUAAGUGAUGAAGUAGAUGAAUUUUCUUCUCACAAGAACAGGAAGAAGUAGGUGUUUGGAGAGUAUUUAUCUGUAACCUCUUCACUAUGGGGAAAAUUUAUCCGCUUCAUUACUAAAUGGUAAUCACCAUUGGAGGACUUUAAUUUGUUGUCACAAUCUAUAUAACUUUGUUUGUUCUUAUGGACUUGACCUGCAGAUUGCUAUACAUAGAGAGAGCAUUGUGGUUUUAAUUUAUUUCUAUACAAA